AUGGCGGUGCCCUGGGAGGAAUAUUUCCGACUGGCCUUGCGAGAGAAACUACCUACGAAGACACCAGAGCAGAAUGUAGAUCACUUCCCACCAGUGCUGUGUCUCCUGGAGAAGAGGCAAGAGCUAGCAGACGCAGACCAAGGCCUGCAGGCCCAGAGGGAGGUGUUCCACACCAAGAUGGCAGCCCUGAAACAGCGCUGGGAACAGCUGGAGCAGAAGGAGCGGGAACUAAAAGAGUCCUUUGUUCGUUUUGACAAGUUCUUUCAGGACGCGGAGGCCCGGCGCAGCCGCGCGCUGCAGAGGGCGGCGGAGGAGCGGCACCGGGCCGGCCGCCAGGAGGCGGAGGCUCUGCGGUUGCGGGCCCAGCUCGAGGAGCUGCGCCGGGAGCGCGCGCGGCUGCAACGCCAGCUGCAGCGCCUGGAGCCCUGCGCGCGCCUGCUGGAGCAAGCCCUGGCGCAGCUGCCCGAAUUCCAGGAGGUCCCUGAGCUGGUGGCGCGCUUCGACACCCUGGCGGACACCCGGGCGGCGCUGAGGAUAGCAGAGCGCAAGCAGGUGGCGGAGGUGGAAGCGGCGCGGACUCAGCUGCAGCGGUUGAGGGACGCCCGGCAGGACGAGCUGCUUGCUCUGGGUCAGCAGCGAGCGCAGCUGCAGGAGCGCCUGGAGGCAGCGCAGGAGCUCAAGCUGCAGUGGGAAUCCAAGUGGAUUCAGAUCCAGAACACAGCGGCUGAGAAGACCCUGCUCCUGGGUCGAGCUAGCAUGUCAGUGCUCCACCUGUUCCAGUUAGUGAGCCAGCAUCAGAAGCAGACACCCACCCUGGACAUUUACGACACUGAGGGGCAGCUGGAGCAGGUGAAGAUGUUCAUCCAGGACCUCUCUGCCAUGCUGGCCAGCCUGGGUCAGGCCAAGCCUGUGGCCCCAGCCUCCUAA
Otolemur garnettii (small-eared galago) is the source of this 927-nucleotide messenger RNA. It is a transcript of the gene CFAP73, whose product is annotated as cilia and flagella associated protein 73. The coding region runs from base 1 to 927 and encodes 308 amino acids. The transcript has 7 exons. The record is from RefSeq and is a predicted model, not a curated record. NCBI's taxonomy places the organism in Eukaryota, Metazoa, Chordata, Mammalia, Primates, Galagidae. Gene Ontology annotation, biological process: spermatid development.